Molecule: messenger RNA, 4006 nt
Organism: Dermatophagoides pteronyssinus (European house dust mite)
Lineage: Eukaryota; Metazoa; Arthropoda; Arachnida; Sarcoptiformes; Pyroglyphidae
Product: structural maintenance of chromosomes protein 6-like
Biological process (GO): double-strand break repair via homologous recombination; chromosome organization
Cellular component (GO): Smc5-Smc6 complex; nucleus; site of double-strand break
Molecular function (GO): ATP hydrolysis activity; single-stranded DNA binding; damaged DNA binding
Source: RefSeq, a predicted model, not a curated record
ACAAAUAUCGCGAUGAUGAGGCAACAUGUCGUUUGAGCGCGUUUAACUCAAAAAAAAAAAACAUUCGAUUAUCUUGUUACUAUACAUUUUUAUCACGUUGCUAAGAAUUAAUUUAAUUUCCGAGAAAAAAAAAUAUUACAAAUCAAAUUUUCGAAUCAUGCCACUAUUGACCAGAACAAAACGUAAAAAUCCAUCGAUUAAUCAAUCGACAGCAUCCAUUGUGGAUAGUGAUCUUUCCGGACAAAUCGAAACUGUACGAGAAAUCGAAGAAUCUGACGAAAAUGAAAUUGGAAGUCCAUUAAAAAUUGCUCGUUUCUCAAAUCAAAAAUUAUUAGCCGAGAAAAAUAAUUUUACCAAUUCAGCUUUACAACAUACUAAUCAAGUGCCAAAAAGUGAUAAAAAACAGACAAAAUCAGAUACAUUUCAACAAGAAUCAAUUCGGUCAUCUGAUAUUGAUCUUGAUUCUGGUAACAUUUCUAAUGUUGAUGAUUUGUUUGAUCGACAAGAUGAAAAUUCGAAUUUCAAUGAACAACUUUUAGAUGAUGAGGAACCGAUCUUCAAUGACAUCGAUAACAACAAUAAUGAUGAUGAACAUGACGAAUAUAAUCCGACCAUUGAUUCAAACCGUAUAAGUGAACAACAAAUUUCCACCUAUAAAAAUACAUUGACCGCAAAUACUGCCUUUAAUUCAAAUCAAAAUUACGUCACCGGUGAAAUUGGACAUAUCCGUGAGAUACAGUUGAAAAAUUUCAUGUGUCAUAAAAACUUUCGUUUAGAAUUUGGACCUAGAAUUAAUUUUAUUGUCGGUCAAAAUGGAAGUGGGAAAUCUGCAAUCUUGAUCGGAAUUGUGUUGUGCCUUGGUGGCCGUGCAUCUUCCACAAAUCGUGGCUCAGGACUUUCAUCGUUUAUUAAAAAUGGAGAAUCACGAGCCCAAAUAAUAUUGAAAAUUGCCAAUUUUAUUGAAGGACAAUCGACAAAAGAAGAAAGCUACAAAUAUGAUCGAUAUGGAAAAAGUAUUAUUAUAGAACGUACAAUCAACAUAAAUGGUUCAAGUUCCUACAAAUUGAAAUCCGAAAAGGGUUCAAUUGUUUCAGAAAAAAAAGAAGAACUAGAUAAUAUUCUUGCUCAUCUUGGCAUUUUUUACGAUAAUCCAAUUUGUAUCCUUACACAAGAAGUUUCGAAAAAUUUUCUCAAUUCAAAAAGUGUAUACGAUAAAUAUAAAUUUUUCAUAAAAGCUACUCAAAUCGAAGAAACAAAACAAUCUUAUCAAAAUUGCCUUGAAAAUCAUGGCAUUACCCAGAAAAUAAUUACCGAAAAAAAUGAAUUGCUGAAAUCGUACAAGGCUCAACUAGAAAAAUAUCGUGGACAAGUUGAGACUGUUGAAAUGCUACGAAACAAUGUGAGCAUUAUGAAACGAUUAAAUGAUGAAGAAUAUUGGGCUUGCAUCAAUGAAACUCGCAAAGAAUUGGAUGAAAAAAAAGCAAAAUUGAAUGUUGAAGAAAAAAGUAUCGAAACAAAUGCUGAUGAAAUAUUCAAUAUUAAACGUGAAAUUGAUGAAAUAAUUCGACAAAAAGAGGAACUUGAUGAACGUUUGAAAAAUUUUGGUUCUAUCGUGAAACAAAUGCAGAAUGAUUUGCAGGAGGCAAAGAACGAUGCAGAUCAAAUGUCUUCACAAUUAGUCAAGAAAGAAGCUGAAGUUAAUACUGUUAAAAGAGAAAUAAAUAUUCGCCGUAGUGAGAUCAAUGAUAUUAGUGAAAAAAUUGCUUAUAUUGAAAAAAAUAGUCAAGAUUGUCCGGAAUCAAGUUGGGAAGAACGUAUCCAGAAACUUAAUGAAGAAUUAAACAAUAAAAAAUUCGAACAGGAUUCAUUGAAGUCAAAAUUAGCCGAAUUGCAACAACACAAAGAUGAAUAUGACAAGGAGAAAGUUCGUUUCAAAGAAGAGGUUCAGAAAAAUCAAAUUAACAUGGAUGUUUGCCAACGCGAAAUCAAGCGAUUAACUGGCGAUGGUAACAAUCGUCUUAGACGUUACGGUGCUAAAUUUAGUGAAUUGAAUGAAAAAAUUGAUUUAUUAUACAAAAACAAAAAAUUUCAUCGUAAACCAUUUGGACCUAUUGGUGAAUAUAUCCGAUUAAAUGACAGUAAAGAUGCAUAUGCUGUUGAAUGCUUACUGAAAAAAAUGCUUUAUGCCUAUGUUGUCGAUAAUAACAAUGAUGCUAACAUACUAAAAGAUCUCAUUAGUCGUUUAUUCACUAGUCCAACUGAUAUGCAAAAUAAGCCAACAAUUAUUAUUCGAAAAUAUGUCCCGUUACAUGAUGUAUCAAGAUCUCAGGCAACCUCAACAAAUUAUAAAAAUUUUCUUCAAUUGAUGAAUAUCAAGAAUGAAGACUAUCCAGUUGCCAAUUGUCUUAUCGAUCAUUUAAAAAUCGAACAAAUUUUGUAUAUCCCGAAAUUUUCAGAAGCUCAACGUGUUUUGUCUCGUCGAGAAUUGGUACCGAGAAACUGUUGUCGCGGCUAUACAUCUGAUGGGGAUGUGAUGUUUCCAUCCACCAACCGAAGUGAUUACAAAUGCUAUCCAAACAAAAAUCCCAAUAAGUUUGCUAGGAUUUUAGUCAGGGAUUCUACAACAACUAUUGAACAUUAUAAAAACCAAAUUAACGAUCUUAAGAGAAAAAGUGAAGAAUUAUAUCGGGAACAAACGGAACAUAACGGUUUGAUAGAAGAUAAUAAAAAAGAAAUCGCAUUAAUUCGGCAUAAAAUUAAUCAAUGUGAUAUUGAUCUGCAUAACAUGGAAAGUAAGCGUUCGGAAAUGGAGGCAAAAGCUGCAAUCAGACCUGUGGAAGCUGUUGCAUUGAAAGAGGAAGUUCUCAAACUUGAAGAAGAACGAAAGGAAUUUGAAAACCAACUACAGGAACUGACAAACGAACGUAAUGGCCUGAAAGAUCAAUAUAAUGACUUGUUGAAUAAAUCUAUCCAAAAACAACGAGAAUAUAAGAAACUUUCCGAAUCACGUGAUCCUAUGAUUGAACAAAUUGAAGAAUUGAACGAUAAACAAAAAAAUCUUUUGGAUAGAUCAGAAAUCAAAGCUAAUGAUCAACAAAUCUUAUUGCAGUCGAAAUUAAAGCUCGAACAUGAGAUCGAAGUUUAUGAGAAAAAACUUCAUGAAGAAGAAGUUAAGGCGUUAGAGGUGACCGAAACACCAAUUGAAACAACAAGAAGUUCGGCAGAAAUCCAGAAAGAACUGAAACGAAUGCAAUCGAUGAUUCAAGUUAAUGAGCACUUGUUAGAUCCAAAAGUUCAAGAACAGAUAUAUAAAUCAUAUAAUGAACUGAGCAAUUCGAUUUGUGGUGUCGAGAAUGAGUUGGAUAAUAUUAAUGAACAUUUCGUUGAAUUGAAAAAAUCAACUCAUUUACGUCGUAUGGCUUAUCAAAACAUGUUGAUAUUCAUUGCAAGAUUAGUCAAUAUCCAUUUUCAUGAAUUUCUGAAACAGAAAGAAUUCGUAGGACGUAUUGAUAUCAAUUUUAAUGAAUCAUCUAAAGAUAAUGAUAAAGGUAAAGGUAAAUCAAAAGCAAAAACAUUGGACCUUAUCAUUAAACCACGAAUAUCCUCAAAAAAUUCACAACAUCAAUCCAAUAACGAAAUUCAAAGCUUUUCAAGUACAAAAAGUUUAUCGGGUGGUGAGCGUUCAUUUUCGACAGUCGCUUUUAUAAUCUCAUUAUGGCAGAUUUGUCAAUCACCAUUCAAAAUUCUUGAUGAAGUCGAUGUUUUCAUGGACAUGGUUACAAGACAAAUUGCAUUGGAUAGUUUGGUGGAAUUUGCUGCUAGCAAAUCGAGUAAACAAUUUAUCUUUCUUUCGCCAUUAUCUUUACAACAAUUUAAUCACAGCGAAUUUAUUAAAAUUUCUCAAAUGCCUGAACCGGAAAGAAAAUGAACAUAUAAUGUAAAAUUUGUACAAAAGUACAAUUUAGUUUAUUGAUGUAAAAAAAAAUUAAUCCAUAAAUACGAAAUA